AUGGCUUCUAGAAGAACUUCAUCUUCACACACUAUCAGCAGAAGGUUGGGUGAAAUGGGUGUCCAAAGAUGCAAAUGUGGAGAUGAGGUUAUAGUGCUAACUUCAUGGAUAGAGCAAAAUUAUGGCACAAGAUUUGUUAAAUGUCCAAAUUACAUGGAGAGAUGGACAUGCAAAUACUUUGAUUGGAUUGAUGGACCAGUUGAAAAUCCAAUGUUAGAUGGGAUAAACAAGCUGAAGGAAGAGAAUGUUGAGUUGAGAAGGAGGAUGAGGAAAUUGGAAAGGCUGAUAUAUGUUGUGGUUGCUAUAAAUAUAUUGCUAUGUAAAAUGAUGAUGUAG
Messenger RNA from Neltuma alba, 336 nucleotides. RefSeq lists its product as uncharacterized. Bases 1 to 336 code for a protein of 111 amino acids. The transcript has 2 exons. The record is from RefSeq and is a predicted model, not a curated record. Gene Ontology annotation, molecular function: zinc ion binding. NCBI's taxonomy places the organism in Eukaryota, Viridiplantae, Streptophyta, Magnoliopsida, Fabales, Fabaceae.